AUGUCUUCCAAAGAGCCUCAAUCCAACAACAAAUCCGACCUGAUCACCAAAGAUGCAAUGUACCUGUUCGAGUUGAUGCGCGACUCGCCACAGCCGAUCCUCCUCUACAUCACCCCGUACGCAGAAAAGACGGGCACAAAGGCAAACACCAUCGUCAAGCGGCUAAGCGAGAUCAAAAAGCGCAACCGCCUCAACAUCGUCACGACCACCAGUCCACCGUCAGGCGACACCAAGAGCCAUACUCCCGCGACUCCCAGACUACGAGCCAGCAACAGCAAUCCUCGCCAAGACGGGCAAAAGCCGAGUGUCAAGCGCGAGAGAAAGGCCGACGUCGCGAAGAGCACUCAUCACCCUGACUGCAACGUCAAGGUCGAGGGGAGCAAUCAUCUCGGCAGCUCAAAUGCUGCACACGGUCUCCCAUCACCUGCCCACUCCACGCCAGGCACGCCACCCGGCAAGUGGACUGCUGCCAAUUCUCGAGGCGCCACAAUCAGAGGUAGCACAGGACCAGGUGUCGGUGUUGAUAUUUCGACAUGCCAGUCCCAGAUGCCAUUCUACAUGCCACAGAAGCGAGCGUUUGACGACUUCGAGACCGACGCCGACGCUGACACUCGCUACGUCAAGCGCGAGGACGGCGUGAUCAAGAAGGUCAAGACCGAGACCGAGACCGAGACCGAGACCUGGAGCUUUGGUGGAAAUGGGGACGCCAUCACGGCGCCGAAUGUAUUGUGA
This is a messenger RNA of Cladophialophora yegresii CBS 114405, 732 nucleotides long. RefSeq lists its product as uncharacterized. The record is from RefSeq and is a predicted model, not a curated record. NCBI's taxonomy places the organism in Eukaryota, Fungi, Ascomycota, Eurotiomycetes, Chaetothyriales, Herpotrichiellaceae. The coding region runs from base 1 to 732 and encodes 243 amino acids. The transcript is spliced from 2 exons.